Messenger RNA from Corvus hawaiiensis (hawaiian crow), 8343 nucleotides. It is a transcript of the gene LRRIQ1, whose product is annotated as leucine rich repeats and IQ motif containing 1. The record is from RefSeq and is a predicted model, not a curated record. Gene Ontology annotation, molecular function: protein binding. The transcript is spliced from 24 exons. NCBI's taxonomy places the organism in Eukaryota, Metazoa, Chordata, Aves, Passeriformes, Corvidae. The coding region runs from base 206 to 4330 and encodes 1374 amino acids.
CUGUUUGCCGUUGCCGUGGUGACGCUCCCGGUGUUGCAGCGCGGUGAGGAGCUCCCGUCCUCCCCACGGACCUCCCGACCGUUCGCUGUUGGCGGAUGCGGAAUUUCAGGGCGGAGGGGCGGCCGGUGUCCAGAGGCGGCCAGAAAGGCGGGAGCUUCGGUGAGGAGCUUGACUGAACGAGCGAUAAGACACUGUGGGAAGUAGAAUGUCAGAAGAUAUUGAAGGAAUUGAAAAAGAAAUAGAAAUCGAAUUAGGCAGAAUCAGUGUUUCUUCAUUUGAAACAGAUGAUCCUGACACAGAGGUAUCAGAUGAACCCUUGAGUGACAGUGAGACAAUUUCAGGUGACUUACCAGAAUCAGUUCUCUCCUAUUUAAACUUUAUCAAGAGCAGCAAUCAAGAUGCUGAAAGGCUUAUACUGCAAGACUUAGAAGAUGAGCAAAGUACAACAAGUGACAUUUAUGAAGUCGUUUCUUGCCAUGCUUCUGAAUCAAAUGAAGAUCCAGAACAAUUUAAUGAAAAAGUACUUCUUGAAGUUGAAAAUGAAGACUUGCAGAUUGCUGAAACACCUGGUUAUAAUCAGUCCAUCAGUGAUGAAGUGGUCACUGAUGACCACUUUCAUACAGCUGGUCUUGAAAUGAGCAUAAGCCUUGCCCGUCGUGAAGUAGAAGAAAAGUGUAGACCAGCACUUGAGCGUGAAGAUGAGAAGAAGAAAAAGCGGAAACCUGAGGGAGAAUCACGGGAAAAACAGAAUGAAGAGGAACAUGCAAGAAGUGUGCAGCAUCUGGAGCAAUUUGAGGCUGAAAGAAUAAAGUUAGAUCUUUUUCAUAAGAAACGCCAGGCUGCAAUAGAAGAUGAAUUACAGAAGGAAGAGAAAGCUUGGAGAGACAAAAUGAGAGAACAUGAGGAAUGGAUCAUGAAGCUGCAGUUGCAAAAAGAAGAGGAGAAAAAGGCCUUGGAAGAACAGAAAGAAAAAGAAAGACGACAACUGGCUGAAAAACAGACUAUAGCAGCUGUGAAAAUCCAAGCUAGAUUUAGAGCAUUUUUAGUCCGUAAAAAAUAUGCUCCCAUUUUAAAACAAUGGAAAUAUGAAAUGAGAAAGAAGCAGAAAAUACUAGAGGAACUAGAGAGAGAAAUGAAAGAAAGAGAGGAAAAACUGAAGAGGCAAAUGGAGGAAAAUAGGUUAAAGAGAGAAGAGGAAAGAAAGAGACGAGAAGAACUUGAAAGACAAGAAUAUCUGAAACAGGUGAGGAGGCAUGAGGAAUAUGAGAAAAAGAAAGAAAGCCUGAGAUUGGAAAGAGGAAAACAACUGCAAAUAAGAAGAGAAGAACAAAUAAAAUUGGAACAAAACAGAGCAAAUGCUGUGAUGAGUGAAAAUGUAGAAAAUAACAUAGAAAACAUAAAAAAGGAUAAUAAGACAGAAAACAUGAAAGUAAUAAGAGAAGAGAAGGAGGAAAUAAAUAAACAAAUAGAGGAACAAAAAGAAAAACAUGCUGAAAUGAUGGAUGAAACAAAUAAUUGUAUGAUUCCAGCAGGAAGAAAUUUGACACCAAGUGUGCUAGGCUCUGAGAAGGAACACUCUUCUCAAGUGACUAAUGAGAACUUACACAUGAAUUCAGUAACACAAGUAGAAGAAAAUUACUCACAAACUAGUUAUCUUGGUAAAGCUCCAAAUGGUCAUAUUUCAAGGGAUGAAUCUCUUGACUUUGGUGGUAAUGACAUGGUAGAAAAUAAGGCAAACUGCAUAUGCAGCAGUCCACCAAGUACCCAGCCAAAUACUAGUAAUAGAGAAGUUAAAGAUAAUUUUUCUGAGUAUGAAACAAUGAAGAAAACUUUAUUUCUAAAGGAAAAUGCUAAUGAAGAAGUCAGAGACACCUGGGACAGUAGUCAAGAUGUAGCAGAUUCUUCUAAUAAACUGAUUUUUCCUGAUGAUAUUGAAAAUAAGAGAAUAAACUGGAUGAACACGUAUAAAUCUUGGUCUAAAAUAUAUGAAAAAAACCAAAGAAAGCAAGUAACUGUAAGAAAACGCCUAAGGAAAAGUUCAGUUAGCAAGAUGCCUCCACUAAGUACAGAAAAGAUAAUUCAUAGUGGCCCUUGGAGUGCCUUGCAGCAGGUCACAACACUUACACUCGAAGAUUUGCCAGCUUGUAGCCUCUCAACUUUAUCUGAGUGUACAAAUCUUCAAGUUUUGACUCUGAGGCGCUGUGGACUGGUUGCACUGGAAGGACUAAGUGGCUGCAAAGACCUGAAGUAUAUCAAUGUGGAGGAGAACAAUAUUCAGGUAAUUGACUGUGCAAAUCUGGAAAAUCUCUGUAUUCUCAUUCUGAAUAAGAAUCAUCUUUCAUCAGUUUGUGGCUUAGAUGGAUGCAAAAAUCUCCAAAAUCUUGAACUUUCCUACAAUAGAAUCACUCGAAUUGGUGGUCUGGAGUCACUGAAAAAUCUUCAACAAUUAAUUGUGGACCAUAAUCAGUUAAUCAGCACAAAAGGUCUUUGUGAGGCACCUACUCUCAUUCACCUAGACUGCUCUUUCAAUCAUCUCACGCAAGUUGAAGGCAUUGAGAAUUGUGGCCUACUUCAAGUUCUGAAAUUGCAAGGCAAUAAUCUCCAGGAGCUUCCAAGACUGGAAAAUCAUGUUCUCCUAAGAGAACUAUAUUUGGAUGACAACAGCAUUUCUACUAUGAGAAUGCUUUCUUUGUAUUGGUUGCCUCUAUUGCAGAUCCUUUUGCUGUCUCAAAAUAGAUUAACUGAGCUUGUGCCUUUAAAUUCAUUUGUAUUUUUGGAAAAGCUAGAUCUCAAAAAUAACUACUUGUCAGAUCUUAAAGAUGUCCUUACAUGGUUUAGUGGCUGUCAUAAAUUAAAGGAGUUGUCAUUGAGUGGAAAUCCUCUUCUCCAAGAAAAGAACUGGAGGUCUUCCUUGUUGGAGGUCCUUCCUAGUUUACAAUUGCUUGAUGGUGAAAUCUUAACCCAUCAGACUGAAAAAAUCAAAGCGUCUGAAUUAGGAACUUUUCUGGAACUUUGUCAAGCUCAAAUUGAAGAAAAUAUUCAACUGAAAAAAAAGGCUGCUCAAUUGGAAAUUACCUCUUCUGUUGAUUCUGCACUGGGACAAUGCUGGUAUUUUAAUCAGCUGAUGAAACUUAGUAUUAAACAUCGAUAUGUACAUGAGUACGGUGAACUAAACAUUACUGACAGAGAUGGACCAGAAGCGCUUCAAAAUCAUUUAAAACAAACAUCCACUGGCUGCCUACAGGAAAAUAACCUCUUUAUCAUGGGUGUGACAGAAAAUAAACAGGUCUUGUUGGAUCCUUCCAAAAGAUGGAUUACUACUGGCGAUAUUCAGGCCACAUUCAUUAACUCCUCCAUACCUGUGCACCAGAAGGAAAAUAGAGGAGAUCAGAGAGUGAAGCAGAAGAGCACAGAAUCUUGUAUUAAUUACAGUGGGGAGAGCAAAGGCAACAAUAAUAUGUCAAGCCAACUCACUUUGCAACAGGCAGUGAUAGUAGCAAGUGAUACGGGAAGAAAUCUCCAGCACUUUGGGAAUGGUACAGAAAGACUACAUAUGGCAGCAUCCUUGAUCCAGUCCUUCUGGAGGCAGUACCAGACUCAGAGGAAAAAUAAAUGCAAUAAAACAGAAAAUCAUCAGUUUAUAGAAACUUUGAGACAGAAACAUGAAGCUGCCACAGUAAUCCAGGCAUUUUGGAAGGGUUUUCUUUUGCGAAAGAAACUGGCCAGUGCUCUUGCAGAUGUUACAAGUGAUGAAGUGGAGGAUGAAUAUGAGGAGAUAAAUGUGGACGCUUUCACGUUUUCUGAAGCUGCGUUAGAGAAGGAAUGGCUAACUCUAGAUUCCACCCGUUUCCCUUCAAAAACACUCCUGCUCUCAAACCAGCUGCACUGGCCAAAGAAGUUUUCUAGGCCUUCAGAUUCCAGUGAACAUUCAGAUAGUUUGUCAUUAUUGCCACAAGAAGUUUGGCAGUCUGCUAACAGACCACAUUCAUACUCAGCAGAAAAAAUCCAUUUUCAUGGCAGGUCAGGGAAGGAAACAGUGUCAUCACAGCUUUCUAACUGGAAAGAAAAAAAGAAGUUUUUACUUAUGUCUGAAAAAGAAGAGAAAAUAUCAGAAGAAUGGGGUUUUAAGGAUAUUUCUACUGCACAGCUAAUGCUGAAGAGGGCCCAUAAAAUGAAACCUAAAAAAUACAGUAAUAAAUAUUUAGACCCAGCUGUGUGCCUGGCGUUGUUCAAAAACAAUGAAAAUAAACAUCUCCCUGUGAAACCACCAGGGAAGACGCAGCCUAUAAAUGCUGGAUACUUUGAAGGAAAUGGAGGGGAGAAGUCAUAGCAUCAACAGCAAAACAGCAAGUACACAUGUGUUAUCUGUUAAAUAACAGAAUCACUACUUUUGAAAGGGGAUGCCCUGGGAAGUGAAACAAUUAGAACAGUUUUAGAUUUUCAAACUGGAACACAUCAUGGUAAUGAAUAUUUAAGAAGAAAUCUAGUUAAAAUGUAUGAUGAAUGUCUUUUGUCUUCAUCGUGGUUUUGUGUGUAAGAGUACAAACAAAAAGGAAUAGAAGCAUAAGAGGUAUAAAAAUAGAGUGAAAAGGAAUGAGUUUAAUAUCUGAUGCUUUUGUGUUCCUGAGAUUAUUAUUCUGUCAUAAUUUGCCUUCUUACUUUCCUGGUACAAAAGUUUUGGCAGGUUGAUAUGCAAUAUGUUGAUAACAACUUUUGAAAAUUUGUGCAUAACUUUAAUCCCAUAGGAUAAUGCACGCAUCUCUAAGUUGACUUAGACAUUGUAGGAAAAUACAUUUUCAAAAAUUGAGUUAUUUAUUCAAAAUAUUCAAAAUUUAUUCAUAAAUUUUUAUUAAAUUUUGGAUGAGUCAUCAUGCUUUACUCACUGAUAUUAGACAAAUCUCCACCAGGGACCAUUAUUUCACAUUUGUAUCACAGUAGCACACAGAAUUUAGUCAGAAAUAAACCCUUUUGUAAUACACACCUCAUGCCUACAGCAUGAGGAGAUAUUGUUCUCACAAAGAAGAGCUUACCAUUUAAAAAUACAAGCAGCAUGUGAAGGCACAAACCAUGGGAAUGUAAUUCAAUGCAUUACUGUAUAUAUAUGUCAAUACAUUUACAUACAACACGUGUCUAUACUCACACAAAUAUAUAAGCAUAUACCAUAAGUGGGUGUAAUAAUUCAAUAAGCAUAGCACUUAUGACUUUUUAUUUGUAUAUUUUGAAAGGAAAGUAAAUUAUGAACAAUUACUGUCUGGUGUAAUUACUAGUAUCAACAUGCAUUUUGUAAUCCUAACACAUUCUGUCAGAUGCAGUUUCAGUUUCUUUAAAAUUAAUGCAUGUGGUCAUUGUAUUGUGGAUACAUUAAAACUAUUAUUUAAAUAAAAAUAUAUUUGAAUCUUUAUUAUAUAUUGUGACAUUAACUUGAGUAGGUUGUAAAGUAAGCCAUAGAAUAUGCAAGUGUAAAUAUGUAUUUACUGUUUCUUUUAACAAACUAUACCCUGAUCAAAAACCUGAAGACAGAUGAAAGCCUGACUUGAGGUAUUCCUGAUGAUUUGCUGGAUGUUUUCUGGGACUGUGUAUAUUACACUGCUCUCAUUGGUGUGAUAAGGAUGUGCUUCCAUCAUGGUUGUUGAGUUUCAUUUAGUGUCAGGUAGCUGACAAACAAAAUAUGUAUUCUUUAAUGAAUAUUGUGGUUCAAUGAAUAUUCUUGGAGAUAUUUUUGUGGUUUGUAGAUGAUGAUAUUUCAAAGAUCUCAAUAUUUUGGAAACUUUAUAAGGAGCACAGAUAAUUGUCUUAAUUUCCUAUUUUGCAUCAAAGCAUAUUUUUUAGAAAGCUUUAUGGCUGCUUGUCCUCUUUUUGUCUGGAGGCUAUUUCAGUUGUUAAUUUAAUGUAAAAUAGUCUUGACUGUUUUGGGUAAAGUACAUCAGGCAUUGAAGGAAGAAUCUAUCCUUGACUCCUCUUGGGAAGUUCCAGUUAGUCCUGGAUGAACGUGUAACAGAGCAUCUCUGCCAUUUGUGGGUCCAGAAUUACAGGAUCUGUAAUUUCAUUUACACAGAGGAAGGAUACUUUUCUAGCCAACAGUGUGAAUACUUAGGCCCAGCAGCUGAAAACCAAAGAAUGAGCCCUAAGGCCAAGCACAUUGUUUUGCUAUGAGCUUUGCAAACAGUAUGUGUCUUUUUGGGUUCUCUUUAAUCCAGUUUCCUCAACAGUUUUGGUGGGUUAUCCAAAUAAUUUUUGUUCAGUGGAAUGGGAAGCUGAAUUCCAAUCUGUAGAGCAAGUUGGAAGAAUGCAGUAAAUCAGCUGAAAAUCCAUUCAAACUAUCCAAGUGUUAUUUGGACAUGAUUCACUUUAUUUCAAAGAAUUUCAUGGACUGUGCUCUAUUUAAUUUUGUAGGUUAGGUGAUUUAUUGGCAUAUAUGGUAUAUUUAUUUUUAGUCAUAUCCAUAUCCAUCAGUGACACAUCUAUACCAUACACUUCAAAGUGAAAACAGUGCAAUGGGACUUCAUCUAAAAAUAUGCACAAUGAUUUCUGCCUGGAAGUUUAACUAUGUUAGAAGUGCACUGGGCUGUGUUGACAAUAUAUGUUUGCUGUAGUUUGGGAACCUAAUUGGCAGUACUGUAUUUCCUGUCAUUUUAUGCUCAUGGUGACUAAAGAAAAUAUAACGGGUAUAGUGUUAAGACUGAUUUCACCAAUACAAAUUUGAUAAUGAAUAGAUUUUGCUUUCUCAGGUGACUUUUAAUUAUGGCAAUAUUUAUUUAUUUCUGUUGAAAUUGUAUGUAGAAAUAACAUUUAUUUUUCUAGAAUAAGAAGUAAAAUGAGCUUGUGAUUAUAUCAUAUGAUUGGAAGAUAAAUAUCAAGGAAUCCACUUAGUCAUCUGUUUUCCAGCUUUCUAAUAGUUCAUAAUUAUGAAACUCCUUGUAGUGUCAAGUGAAAAGUAUUGCAAAACAUUCUUAUAGAUUAUUAUUAUUAGUGAUAAUUGAAAGUACAAAUGUGAGACUUUGGAAAGUUGGAAUUUAAGGUUAGCUAUUUAAGGUUAGUUAAUUCUGUGAGUUUAUUAAAAUAUUGUUGCAUCAUGAUCAACAUGGUUGCUUAGAUUUUCUGUAUUAUAAAAUAUGAAUACAUUGAAAAAAAUUGUGUAUUAUAUUUAGUAGAAUUUAUAUUGAUUCAAAUCACUGUUGCUUGAAAAAUCGCUUCUACCUGACCGUUAAGAGAAGGUACCAAGGCUGGAAUGCUAAUAUUCAUCUUUAUACAGGCUUUAAAUGUUUUUUUUGUUUGUUAUUUAAGAGCAUUUAAAAAGACAUUGAACUAUAACUGAUGAUUUGUGUUAGUUGUUUUCAUCUUUUAGAAAUUAGCUAUUUUUAGUGGAGAAAUAUUAAUGGCAUCUCCCAGGAAUCACAUUGUUUGUAAACUUCCAGUUCUAAAAUAAAUAAUCUUUUAUUGAUCUGUUGUCUCAAGAGGAUUAAUAACCACAUUUGAAAUCUGGCCUUGAGUUGAAAUCUUCUAUGAGUUGAAUUCCCAUGUUCACAGUAAAAUACAACUAUUACGUAUCUCCCAGGCUCUAAAUUUGUAUGCCACAUUAAGGAUGCAGUUUCUAAUCCAUACAGCACUGACAAAAAAAUAAUGCAUUUUCAGAGAAUGUUAGAUCUGUCCUGAAGUGUAAUGAAAAUGUGUUUCAGAAACUUGUAGUUCAGAAGGGGAUCUAUCUUUUAAAAUCAUGAUUCUCUGGCUUUGUUUCUUAUUAUUUAGUUUGAACUCACACAACAGAACUCUCGCAUUGAAAUAUUUUCUCAUUUUAAGGAAUUAAUGGCUCUCCACCAGCCCUUCAACAUGUAAAAUGAGUAGGUUACUUGUGUCCAGUACAUCCAAAAAGAGCCAGGAUAAAAUAAACAUAAGGAGUUGGAUAUCUUGGAAAAAAUCUGUCAUGGGUUUGGGUUAAUCAUCUCCAGAAGAAAUUCAACUUGAUGCCUGAAAUGUAAGACUUCUUGGAGAAAGCAGUAAAGCCUGAGGCAGUGUUGAUCUGAAGGAGUGCUCUCCAUGGGUCAGAGCUGCUCUGCUGGCAGAGUGCAAACCCAGUUCACAACAGUGGUACGCUGAAAACUUGUAAAGGACUGCAGGGGCCUUACAGUGCACGCACUCAAGCUUCGGUUACAUAGUUCUACUGGUCCAGUUUCUUAUUAUAAAAUAAAACUGAAAAAUAAAAUCUGUGCCUAAUUUUCUAGCCUCCUGUCUGUCAAUGAUAGUGUAGGAUUUUUUCAGUAUGCAUGGAAUGAAGCAAUCCUGAAAUUAUGUUUAAAAAUAAAUAUGUAAAACAUAAUUUAUGUGCAUUUAUGCAGUCCACUUCAG